AGUCAUGGUUUGUCUUUGUAAAAUCAAUAAAGAUUUUUAAAUAUUAUCCUGACUCUGUAAUCUUUGCUAUGAGUUGCAUCAGAUUCAUUCAUUUCGGUUUCUAAUUUUUCUAGAACAAGAACAAGAAUAAAAAUCAAUUAGCACAAUCAGACACAAAUGCAGCGGAGGGAUAGACGGAAUAUCCAUUACCAAAUAUUAACCAUUACAAUUUACACCUAUACUUGUUAAUGCAUCUAAAAUUUUCCUUUUCCACGAAAUAGGCUCAGUGCUCAUCAAAUUAUUUUCUCCACAUUUCCUCAUCACUAUUUUAGUUGGCUUAAAAAAAAAUGCUGUAUUGCAAUUAUUGGCCGGUAGAUGGCAUAAAAUCAAGGUGCGCUAUGAAUUGAUUUAAAAAAAAGUAGAAUUGUUACCACUGCUCAUUGCGAAGUAGUGGCCUUUCUGCUACACGUCACUCUUAAAUUUGACGUUUUGAAUCAAAAGCAUACCUGGGACCUGGUAGAAACGUUCCAUACCUGUUGCACAUUUUUAUCUUUGCUCAAAUUAGUAAAUCAGGUGUACUGAGAUGUAUAGGUGUCGGGUCGCCGUUUUUAUAUUGGCCUGCUCAGUGCACCUGAUAAAUGGACAACAGCAUCCACCAGGAGUCAAUCCACAGGUAUAUCAGCCAGGUGGGCAGCAAAUGUCUCAGCAACAGGCACAACAAAUGGCCCUGCAACAGCAACAACUGCAACAACAGCAACAACAGCAGCUGGCUAUGCAGCAGCAGCAACAGUUACUGCUACAGCAACAGCAACAACAGUUAGCAAUGCAGCAGCAGCAGCAGCAAAUGGGUAUGCAACAACCAAUGGGUACCCAGCAACAGCCAAUCGUUCAACAUCAAGUACCAGCUGGACAUGGCCAUCCUCCACCAGUAGCUGCAGGUCAUGGUCAUCCUCAACAGGGACAACAAGUUUUUAAUUCCCAGCACAUGGCAAAUGAAAGAGAUCAUAUUGGUGAGCAUGUUGGUAUGCCAGUGGACACUAGCAGAAUGUCCGAACAAGAAUUACAAUUCCACUACUUCAAGAUGCAUGACGCAGACAACAAUAACAAACUAGAUGGAUGUGAAUUGGUUAAAUCCCUUAUCCACUGGCAUGACCAAGCCAAUCACGACCCCAAAGCCGGUGUGCCAUUACCUGAUCACAAGAUUUUUACUGACGCCGAACUUUUAGCAAUGAUUGACCCAAUCCUGGAACAAGAUGACAAGAAUAAAGAUGGUUUUAUCGAUUACCCAGAAUUCAUCCAAGCUCAGCAAGCAACAGGUUCAGCACAGUGAUGAGCUUUCCCUGAAAUUCCGACCUUCGUUCCGUUAAGUGUACAUCUUGAUCUUUUAUAAUGACGAAACAAUUUUGAAAGGUAGGAAAUUCUUAAAAUAUUUGACGUGUUAAUGAUGAUGAAAGAUCUGAACUCCGUGUAUUUUUGAUCGAAUAAGUUGUGUGCGGGUGCUGGUGAUUUUAUUGAAAGAGAGCAUAAUUGAAAUAGAUUAAAGAUGACGUGUUUUAA
Molecule: messenger RNA, 1536 nt
Organism: Daphnia pulex (common water flea)
Lineage: Eukaryota; Metazoa; Arthropoda; Branchiopoda; Diplostraca; Daphniidae
Product: alpha-protein kinase 1-like
Exons: 4
Coding region: 563-1309 (248 amino acids)
Molecular function (GO): calcium ion binding
Source: RefSeq, a predicted model, not a curated record